AUGAUAAACUAUGAUGCAUUUAAGAAAACCAGCAUUAUUUUAUUCAGCAUUUUAUAAUUUUAAUUUGAUAUCAUGGGAUUAUGCAUUUCUACCAAAGAAGGCGAACAAUAAAUGAAUGACGAAUUUAUGAAAGCACCGACAGCUACCUUUGAACAAAUAGAGGAGACUGGUGAGUAGGUGUUUGUUGAUGAUAACCGUGAGGCCAUAGUUAAAUUGACUGAUUUUUAAUUCGAAAAAGUCUUAGGAAGGGGAUCAUUUGGAAAGGUGAUGUUGGUAACCCAUAAGGAAACGAAUAAACUAUAUGCUAUGAAAAUCUUAAGAAAGGAGAUGAUUGAAAAGAGAAAUUAGAGAUUGCAUACGUAGAAUGAGAGAGCAAUUCUUGAAAAUGUUAAGAACCCUUUUAUCGUAUAAUUACAUUAUGCAUUCUAAACAAGAACUAAGUUAUAUCUAAUUAUGGAUUUUCUGAUUGGAGGAGAAUUGUUUUUUCACUUAAGAAGAGCUUUUCGUUUUUAGGAAGAAAGAGCAAAAUUCUAUUCAGCAGAACUAAUUCUAGCAAUAGAAUAUUUACAUCAACGUGAUAUCAUAUACAGAGAUCUAAAACCUGAGAAUAUUUUAUUAGAUAUGGAAGGACAUUUGAAAAUUACAGAUUUCGGACUAUCUAAAAUCAACUUAAAGGAUGAUGAAAAAACAAACACUUUUUGUGGAACUCCUGAGUAUUUGGCACCUGAAAUUUUAUUAGGUGGAGGACAUAACAAAUGUGUAGAUUGGUGGAGUUUGGGUGCCCUACUUUAUGAAAUGCUUGCAGGUGCUCCACCUUUUUAUUCAAAAGAUAAAACAUAAAUGUUCAAAAAUAGACUUGAGAAACCAAUAGAAAUGAAGGAUUGGUUUUCAUCUGCUGCUAGAUCAAUAUUGAAUGGACUUUUAUAGAAUGAUCCUACCAAAAGAUUGGGAGUCAACGGAAGUUAGGAGAUCAGAGAUCAUGAAUUCUUUAGAGAGAUUGAUUGGGAUAGAUUAUACAAUAAAUAAAUUCAACCACCAUUUAAACCCAAAGUUUUCGGGCAUAAAGAUUUGAGACAUUUUGAUGAUAUGUUUACAAAAGAACCUCCUUAAGAUACACCAAUAAAUAAAUUACAGAAAUUUGAAACUUACGAAUAAUUUACUUUUAUCAAGACAAACGAACUUAAGGAUUCUAAUUAAGAAGAGGAGAAAUUCAUUGAAGUGAAUAAAAACUUUAUAUUAUAAAAAAUUUGA
Molecule: messenger RNA, 1251 nt
Organism: Paramecium tetraurelia
Lineage: Eukaryota; Ciliophora; Oligohymenophorea; Peniculida; Parameciidae
Exons: 3
Biological process (GO): protein phosphorylation
Molecular function (GO): ATP binding; protein serine/threonine kinase activity
Source: RefSeq, a predicted model, not a curated record